AUGGAAGAGGCUCAUGAUCACUUUCAUGUGGAAUUCUUCAUCUUGGUUGUCUACAAUUUCCUGGCCAUCUUUUUAUCUUAUUCGGUCGUUGUUCUUACAAUCGGACUAGAAGGAGAAAAUGUGAAAACCACUGUGACACUUCUAAUUAUCAUAUUGGUACCUUACUUCAUCGGAUUGGUUUAUAUCAGUGUCGUAUGGCAACUUGCUAGUGUAGUCUCGGUGAUGGAAGAAAGCUAUGGUAUUAAAGCUAUGCUCAAGAGUAGGGCUUUGAUUAAGGGGAAAAUAUGGGUUUCAUCUUUCAUUUUUAUAAAGCUUCAAAUCUUGUUUAUCGGUAUCCUAAUGGCGUUUAAGGCGUUGGUUGUUCAUGGGUAUUCAUUUGGAGAUUUCUUUGUGAUAAGGUAUUCAUUUGGAAUUUGGGGGAGAAUUUGUUUGGGGAUAUUUUUCAUCGUUUUAUUGACUCUGUUGAUUCACUUUGCACUUGUGAUUCAAACUGUCAUAUAUUUUGUCUGCAAAUCUUGCCACCAUGAGAACAUCGAUAAGUCUGGCUUAGCGGAACAUUUGGAGGUUUAUUACUUGGGGGAUUAUGUUCCUUUGAUGAGGGAUAAAGAUGUUCAGUUGGAACAAUUUCAUGUUUGA
Molecule: messenger RNA, 636 nt
Organism: Papaver somniferum (opium poppy)
Lineage: Eukaryota; Viridiplantae; Streptophyta; Magnoliopsida; Ranunculales; Papaveraceae
Exons: 1
Coding region: 1-636 (211 amino acids)
Source: RefSeq, a predicted model, not a curated record